Messenger RNA from Saccostrea echinata, 6159 nucleotides. RefSeq names its product katanin-interacting protein-like. Lineage: Eukaryota; Metazoa; Mollusca; Bivalvia; Ostreida; Ostreidae. Bases 42 to 5708 code for a protein of 1888 amino acids. The transcript has 40 exons. The record is from RefSeq and is a predicted model, not a curated record.
UCAUAAAAACACAAAUCUAAGAGACGGAAGUAAUAGCAAUAAUGGAUAGAUCAGGAUAUUCCAAAAAAAAGGUUCCUUCUGAAGAGCAAAAAAGAAAUCUACAGAAAGCAGCCAUGCAAGAAGUGUUACCUGGAUAUGAGGAUUACUUAGUGCUGCUACAGGAGAGAAACAGAUUGCUGAAGAAAAUGAGGAAGAAAAGUAAGAAACAAAUUGACAACGAAAGAAAAGAACAAGGUUUCUCUAUAUAUGUAAGUGGUGCCAAUGCCGGAAAACAGAAGCAGAGAGUUUCCUCUCAUCAAGAGGAAAGAACUGACUCACCUGAGCCGAUUACAGAAAGGCAGAGACUAAAGACUGCUGGUGAUGUGUCCCAGAAAAGGGUCAUUAGUCAUAGAGAUCUGGAAGUCAUAGCUGCAGAGGAGAAACGAAAGAUCGAGGAGAAAAAACGUGUAAAAACUGCCCCUGCUCGAGAACGUCGGAGGAACUGGUUGGCAGGAUCAGUCAACAUUAAAACAGAGCGUGGUGAAAAAUGUCACUUAAAAGCCCCAGAGAUAGUGACCGGAAACUACGAGGAUGAUUUUGAGGACAGUGAGGAUGAGGAGGGUGACAAAAAACACAAAAAGUUUAAUUCUGCUGGUGAAGAUGACGAUUCUGAUAGUGAGAUAGAAAUCGAUGCUUCCAAAUUCACUAAAUCACCAGUAAAAACUUCACAACCUAAGAAUGUACCUUCAAGGACGGUACACUCUGCACCGACUGUUCAACAGAGAAAAUCAAAAGCAGCUAAAAAUAAACCUCCACCACCCAAAUCAGAGUCUGAGUCUGAAGAAGAGAAUGAAAAACUCAUGCUGAGUAUAGCAGAUGUCAAGAAACUUCGACAGAGUCUGGCAAUGAACAGAAGUAUUCGUGAAAGUUUGGCCAAGGAAGUUAGCAGUGAUCUAUCAGAUGAUGAAGAAGUCCCAGAAUGCUUAGAUCAUAAUGGCUCUUCACAGGAUGAGGGGGAGUCGGAGCGGGCAUCCCCCAUCCCUGAGGAGGAUAUCGAGGAGGACUUGGUCCCUGCUAUGGACAGUGUGUGUUUAGAAGACAAACAGAAAUAUAAACCCACUUCAUUUAAACCAACAGACACCAUUGUGUUAGAGCUAGAGGUCCCUCCCUCUAAGAAUAAAGUCCAGAAGAAUUUGUCUGCUGCAAGAAAGAAAGACCUGGAUGAAGAUUUAAGUGAAUAUAAAUCAAAAAGGAAAGAACCUUUAAAACCCACAGCAACUUCUCAAUCAAACCAGAAAAAACCCUCCACCCGUCCUUUGUCAGCAAGUCGUAUCAGCACUAAGACAGUGACUGACUCGCAAGAAGAGGCGUCAGCAGUGUUAGAGGCCAUGAGAGCAGAAAAUGAGCAGGCCUCAAAGCUCAAAAAAGAGGCACCUAGAAAGCUGCCACCAACUCCUAAACAGAGACUCCGCCCUGCCAGUGCUGGUCACAUUCCGUCCUCUCCACUUCCAUCCGCCGAGAUUCGGCCUUCUCCACGCUCCAGAGAUUCUCCACGAACAUCUGUUAAGGAAAGCAACCAGUCUACAGAUGUAGGAAAUAGUGUCAACGUACAGGACAGCUUCCUAGCAAAUGACAGAAUCUCAGAAGUCAUGAAAAAAGUUCUCCUCAUGCAACCAAAGCAGCAGAAAAGGUUGAUGAAGGUCCUCAGUAAGAUUGACUCCUCUGUAGAUGACGAUGAAGAAAAGUCAGGUCGGCCUCCAUCUUCUAAACCAGUGAAGGCCAUGCGGCCAGUUAAUGAUAUGGUCAACAAAAGUUCAAAGAGAUCAGUUGGGAAAUUUUCACCAAAUGAGGACAGUAUAGAAGUGAAUCUUGAAUUGACCUCUAACUGGGGUCACAAGAAUCUGAUUGGUCUGACAGAAAUCCAAUUCUAUGACAUGGACAGACAACUCCUUCCUGUCCGUAAGGAGGAUGUCACUGUUCAUGGAGGCUCACAACAACAGAACUCCAUUGAUGUCUUGUUCAAUGGAAAAACAAAGACAAACAAAGAGAGGAAUAUGUGGUGCUGUAAAUUUAGGAAAUCUGUUCCAGUAGAGAUCUGUUUAAGUCUUCAGACAAGGAAACCCCAUACAGAAGUGUCUAGAAUUAAAAUCUGGAACCACAACAAGAGUAUCACGGACUUGGAUAUUGGUGUGAAACAUGCCCGAAUAUUUGUUGGUGGAGUUCUGGUUUUUGAUGGCAAUAUUGAGAAGGGUUGUGGAAACCAGGUUUUUGAUUAUGGUUGUGUGAUAUCACUGAAAGACAAUGGUGACAAAAUCUCUCCCCGUGAUCCAGGAAACAGCCCUAGCCCUAUCAGUCUUUCCCCAGUGAUCCACACUCGAUCUCCUACCUCCGACAAAGCAUCCUCACAGAGGAAGUCACAAAACACCCACACACCCUCACCCUCAGCAGACAAUGCUCAAAGAAAUCCAUUUGAACAAGCUUUUACUAGGUCUUCCAAAUCCAAUAUUCGAUCCCCUUCUCCAUCUCCAAGGGUGCCUCCAUUGGAUCUUAGACAGAAUGGACCCUCCCCAUCCUCAGGGGAUGGUCCAGUGAUUCGCAGUGAGACACGUACCAUGAAUCAUGCAGAAAGGGACAUUCAGCGACCUGUAGUGACCUCAGACAGGUCAGGGUCAGAGGCAGAGGAGGUGCACUAUAAAGGUCGUAGAAACUGGUCCCCACCAACUGGUGAACUGUUUGAUGAAGACCCUCGGCAGUUUUGGGUGGAUAUAAAUCCCAAAAAGGAAGAUGAGUCCAAAGUGGCAGGAAAACAAAAGGGUGGUUCAAAAACACCCCGGAAGUCGAAGCGAAUGGCAGCCAAACUUGAUGGGCAUUCCUCCACAGAAGGGGAGAUCACUGCUAGCAACAGUUCCAAGAAUGCCAGUGAAAGUGCUGAUGUAAGAAGUCCUAAAGGAAGUGGUAGGAAGCCUGAUGAAAGGCCAGGAUCAGUCCACGACAAGAGGACGGCUGAGGCAGCAAAACCAUCCCAGGUCGAGGAUGUUAAAAAUAACACGUCGGACGAAUCUCUGCUACAAAGUCAAGACGACAUACCCAUGUUACAGAAGCUUAAACAGAUGAACCAAAACAGCAAGUUUAACAUGUAUAACGAGGACAGUCAAGCAAACAUUACGAGGCGCCCAGUUUGGUUGGAUAAGAUGUUACUAGGCCGCAAUAAGAACAUUAUGGACCAGAAAAGGAAAAAAGAUGUCCCAAAAUGGUUAAAACAAGAGGAAUCUGCAGGUCCAUUUGAAAAUCCACCAAGUCGAGGAGGAAGUCGCCAAGAUGUUCCAGCCCCCCUCCCUCUAAAAGAUCACAUGAUUCAACAGGAGGAUGUAGACAUGUUAAUCGAUGAGGAACUGGCUCUGUGGCCAGAAAGUGGGAAGCCUGAUUUGAAGACUGUAUUUGAUACAGACAAGAAACCCCCACCAUCUUCAUCCAAGUCUGGAAAAGAAUCAGACAGCGCAACUCCCAUGAAGAAAAUUCAACAGAAUCGAGCCAAGUGGAGAGACAAUCAGAAGAAAAACUUGGAGGAGUCAUGGGGCUCACUCAAUAUGUUUGACCGACACCAGAAGGGGAGGAUUUCAAUGGAUUUAGAUGAUGAUGCUCUAGAUGAAUAUCUACAACUGUCCUCUAAGAAAGCCACGCCCAAUCAACCGUCAAUCAAAGAGGAGACAGAGGAGGCGGAGCCAGCGACAACCACAGAGGAAGACUCUGAAGACAACUUUGUGAUCCCUGAGCUGCCUUACGGGAAGGAGCUGGUCAUUAACAUUAAAACUACAUGGGGUGAUAAGCAUUAUGUGGGUCUGACUGGGAUAGAGCUGUUCUCUAGUACUGGAGAGUCUGUCAAUGUCUCAAAGAUCACAGCCAAGCCCCUGGAUAUUAAUAUUCUUAAGGAUUAUGAAAAAGACCCUAGGGUAGUGACCAACUUAAUUGAUGGGGUGAAUCGCACAAGGGAUGAUGUUCAUAUGUGGCUAGCACCCUUCAGUCCUAAUGGAGACCACUUCAUAUACCUCACACUUGAAAAACCUUGCCAAAUUGCUCUUAUGAGAAUAUGGAACUACAAUAAAUCUCGUAUUCACUCAUACCGUGGUGCUAAGGAUGUGGAGAUUCAGUUGGACAACAAUGUGAUAUUUGUAGGAGAGAUUGCUCGAGCUUGUGGAGGGAUAGAGGGUGGAACUGAGGCAUUCGGUGAUACCAUCCUGUUCACAACAGAUGAGAACAUUCUGGAGGCUGUGUCUAAGAAUGAUGACGCUUAUGAGGGUGACAUGUUAGAUGACACGGAACCAGAUGAUGUUCCAUUCGAGCGACCAAGUACAGCUGACGCUGGAAGUGAUGAGGACCGACCGUUCACUCGAGCUCAGGGAAAUCUGAAGAAAGAGGAAGAAGCUUCUAUCCCAUCCCGCCCAGCUACCAGUAUGGUUACAGAGGGGGAUGUCAUUGUGUUCAAAGGAAAAAGUCUUCAGCUGAACUUCACAGACACUUGGGGUGACCUCCAUUACCUCGGUCUGACAGGACUAGAAGUUCUAGGAAAAGAUGGAGAAGCUUUUCCCGUCUCUCUUGAUAUGUUAAAAGCCAGUCCCUCUGAUCUCCAUCACCUGCCAGGUCACGAACGAGAUGACAGGACACUGGAUAAAGUAAUCAAUGGUAAUAAUGUGACGUGUGCUGACGAGAACAUGUGGUUGAUUCCAUUCAAUGAAGGCCAGAAUCACACACUUACAGUAAACUUCAGUCAGUCAUUAAUGAUGGCAGGGCUGAGAGUGUGGAACUACAACAAGAGUCCCGAGGACACUUAUAGAGGUGCUAAGAUUGUCCAUGUGAAGAUUGAUGGUAAACAAGUAUCUCCCCCUGAUGGCUACCUCAUCAGAAAGGGACCUGGAUACUGUUAUUUUGACUUUGCUCAGGAAAUUGUGUUUGCUGCCCAGCAAAAACCUGCCAUACCCCCCACUUCAGAAACUAAGAUGGAGUCCUCAGUUAGGAGUUCUGUCACAGAUGAUGGUGAAUACGAGUCAGUUCAGAUGCCUUGUGGUUUUAUUUACCAGUUACACCUGAUUUCCACAUGGGGAGAUCCGUACUAUGUGGGUCUGAAUGGAAUCGAGAUGUAUGAUGCCAGUCACAACAAAAUAGAACUGACAGAAACAAAUAUAGCAGCAUAUCCAGACAGUGUGAAUGUCCUUGCAAAUGUACAGAAUGAUGUAAGAACACCAGACAAGCUUAUAGACGGAGUUAAUAGUACGACUGAUGGUAGACACAUGUGGCUAGCUCCCAUCUUACCAACUACAUUAAACCGGGUGUAUGUGAUAUUUGACCAGCCUACAGCAGUGUCUAUGAUAAAAAUCUGGAACUACAGCAAGACUCCAAACAGAGGAGCCAAGGAUAUAGCUCUGUUGGUUGAUGACCUGUUGGUGUACAAUGGAAUGCUACAGCCAGUGAGGGCAGGGGCCAAGGGCAUCGUCCCUAACUGUGACACACCUCAGACUUAUCAUACCAUCCUCUUCACUGACAAUAAAGACAUCAUCAGGAAGGAAAAACAUUCCAUUAUCAGUAACCAAGCAGGAGAACAGGACAUCCAGCUGACCAAUGACAAGAUUGUAGUGGGUCAGUAUAAUGACCCAAAGAAGGCCCAGCAGGGAAAACCAGUCAACCAAGAGCUGAGACCAAAGACCAGUGUUGUGGCCCACAAGAACAGGAGAUGAUGACCUGGGAAACAAGAGCUGGCCCUGGGGAGGUGGAUUCUACAUUAGUGGAACUGCCAUUUGCUUAGAACACACAAGAACCCAUUUGAUUUCUGUUAAUGCAGUGUAGAUAGAUUCCAAUAUAUACUGUGUGGUAUCGAUUGAGAUAUUCUGCUUUUGAAUAUCAUUACAGUUACUAUUACAAAAAAAAAAACCAGAUAGGCAUGUACAAUAUGUGGGAAUCUGCUUUGCCCAGUUUGAAAAAUCCUAGUUAACCUCAUCUGGCAACAUAUUUUAUGAAGCAAAUGGUUAUUUUUCUUCAAAUAAAUGACUUAAUAUCUAGCUACUGCUCACAUUCCAUAUAUGCAUGUAUAUAUAUUGUACAGUAUGUUACUGAAUGAUUCAGUUGACAGAUUAGUGCUUUGAAAUAUGUCAUAUGGUGAAGAGACCGUGGUGGUAAAUUUACCAAGCA